Messenger RNA from Coturnix japonica (Japanese quail), 4575 nucleotides. Lineage: Eukaryota; Metazoa; Chordata; Aves; Galliformes; Phasianidae. The record is from RefSeq and is a predicted model, not a curated record.
UCCCGGCCCAUUGCGGCCAAUGGGGGUUGGCCGUCGGCGGGGCGGUGCGCGCUGAUAGGGCGCUGCGGGAGUUUGGCCGGGCGCUGCAAACGGCGGCACGUUGGAGCGGAGCGGGGCCGAGCGCAGGAACAGAUGAGAGAACAGCAGAGGGGUCCCCUGCUUGAUUGUGUGCCACCCUGCAGCUGCCAGCUUGGCAUUCUCCUUCCAGACCUUUUCUGAUGCUUCUUCACUCCACCACUUGACACUGCUGUUACAAAAGCUCCGUGUGGCCGCAGGCGUUGGAGUGAUGCAGCAAGGAACCCUCCCAUGCAGCCUGGGGCAGCUAGUGCAAGAUGCCAGCAAGUCCAGAGGGAGCAGGGGAGGCAGCUUCUGAGUGGAAUUUCUUAUCCUCGGGCGUCUGUGGCUCUAUAUUCUGAUGAGACACUCAGCCAUGCCAUACUCUCUCUGGGAGUGCUAGCAUUCCAGCUCUCUGCAGUCCCAUCUGAGACUCUGUGGGCAGGACGCAGUGAUGGGGGACUCUCCAACAGAUGUUGUGGGUGAAGUCAGUGACACGGGCUUCCAAGACACACAGGCUGAACUGUCAGAGCGGGUGGCAGCCAUAGAUGUGGCUGUUCACCCAGACAGAAGUGACCAAAAUGGUGAAGACAUCACUGAAGAAAAUGACGCAGUCUUUUCUGAUAAUGUAAAAGACAUCCAAAGAAAUGGAGUCAACAGUGACGUGGAAACGAAUGAAGUCCUGCUCUUGCAGCAGCCAGAUGAUGCUCACUGGGGGCACGCUUCCAAGAGACCUCUUGCUAGACCUGUGCUAUCAGGUAGGAAGUUGUCUCUUCAGGAAAGAUCAUCAGGCAGCCAUUUGGCUUCGAGCAAUGCUCCAGGUUUUGGUCAUUAUGCCACAGGGCCAUCACCACGUAUCGUGCGGAGGCCGACAAUAGAGUCCAAUCGAGUCUCCAUCUCAGAUGCUGAGGACUGCGUGCAAUUAAACCAGUACAAGCUGCAGAGUGAAAUAGGCAAGGGUUCCUAUGGUGUUGUGAAGCUGGCCUACAACAAGGAUGAUGACAAGUAUUAUGCCAUGAAAGUCCUCUCCAAAAAGAAGCUUUUGAAGCAGUAUGGAUUUCCACGUCGACCUCCUCCUAGAGGGUCGAAAUCAUCCUCAGGAGAGCAGUCUAAAUCAAUGGCACCACUGGACAGAGUCUACCAGGAAAUAGCCAUAUUAAAGAAACUGGACCAUGUCAACGUUGUUAAACUGAUAGAGGUCCUUGAUGAUCCUGCAGAAGACAACUUAUACAUGGUGUUUGACCUCCUGAGGAAAGGGGCCGUCAUGGAGGUACCAAGUGAGGAGCCAUUCAGUGAGGAUCAGGCCCGGCUCUACUUCCGAGACAUUGUUCUGGGCAUUGAGUAUUUGCACUACCAGAAGAUCAUUCAUCGGGACAUCAAGCCUUCCAAUUUGCUCUUAGGCGAUGAUGGGCAUGUCAAAAUUGCUGAUUUUGGAGUCAGUAAUCAGUUUGAAGGGAACGAUGCACAGCUUUCCAGCACGGCAGGAACACCAGCCUUCAUGGCACCAGAGGCCAUAUCAAACACAGGCAAAAGCUUCAGUGGAAAGGCACUUGAUGUAUGGGCCAUGGGAAUUACCCUGUACUGCUUUGUUUACGGGAAGUGUCCUUUUAUAGAUGAAUAUAUUCUGGGUCUUCAUAACAAGAUCAAGAGCAAGCCUGUGGAGUUCCCAGAAGAAUCACAGAUAAGUGAUGAGCUCAAGGAGCUGAUCUUACGCAUGCUCGAUAAAAAUCCAGAAACAAGGAUAACAGUCCCUGAAAUUAAGGUACAUCCAUGGUUAACCAAGGGUGGCCAGGAGCCUCUGCCACUGGAAGAAGAGCACUGUACUGUGGUGGAGGUUACAGAGGAGGAAGUGAAGAACUCAGUGAAGACAAUCCCAAGUUUGCCUGCUGUGAUCCUAGUGAAGGCCAUGCUAAGAAAACGCUCCUUUGGGAAUCCAUUUGAAGUUCUGACCAGACGGGAGGAGAGGUCCAUGUCUGCUCCAGGGAACCUGCUAAUGGACAGAUUCCUCUUAAACACAUCUAUAUAUUUGCAUCCAUCUUUAAGAAAACAAGGGAGCAGAGAAGGAGGCAGGGACUCAGAGCUGCCCGAUGUGUGUGAAGAUGAAGCUACGUCCUGAAGCCACGUGGCUGUCGCAGGCUGGUUGCUCACGUGCUGCUGCUGCUGCUGUACCCAUCAUGGUGUUGUUUGGCACAUCUGCUCACAUCGCAAUGUCCAGGGCCUGCAAAGCAAAACGGACCAACCCAGCAAACUGAAAAGGAGGAAAAGAGCAGCAAUAAAGAACCGAGCGAGUCUCAGCUGGCGGAGGGCUGGCUUGGCUUCUUGGGCAGCUGUGUUCCUCACGCCAGGUGUCCGUGUGCUCCUCUGUGUGUGCCUUGCUCUCCACUUGUGCUUCACGUGUGAGCUUUGUAGUUGGGUGUCUUGACCAAUGAAUGUUUUUAUUUGCAAUGCAGCAAACCAAACGUCGUCUCGUGGGUCGUUCACCCUGGAGACCUUUUUCCUUGCUUUUUUAUUUUUUUCCCAUCCUCUGUUUCAAAGAUCAGGAAAAACGAAUGGCAUCAAAGCAGGGUCUUGUAUCAGAGAGCGACUCAGUGCACACAUAAAGCAUUAAGUGUGGCAGGACACAGCCCUGCUCCAGCUGCUGAUCACAUUCUAUGGAUAGCAGAAGGAUCAGAUCUUCCUUUUGGUGUUUACACUGUCACUCUCUUUGCCUUUUUUCCCCCUUCUCCUCUUCACCCUUAACAUAAACCCUACCAGCAUUGAUAGCUUUAUUCAUGGCAGUGUUACGAACUAUAAGGAGUGUUUCCUGUAUGUGCAGUGAGCCUUUGAAUGCCACGGAGCUGAACCCCCAGGACACACCGUUGUACAUGAAGGCUUCAUGCAUCUGCUGAUGAACUGUUCCCAAGGAGCUGUGAUUCACUCCAUCUCCUGCUCCCAGUCCUGUGCACGUGGGUGAUGUUAUGAAGCCUAAAAAGAAGUGGACGGGUUUGGCAUUUAUCUGGUUUAAGGGUGAUUUCCUUUCACACGCAUCUCUUCGCUCCUUUAAAAUGCCUGCCUGGUGCUUUCCAACUCUGAUCUCCUGAUAAACAGCCCAGAAUGGGAGAGCUCUUAAGGAUGGAGAACAUUACGGAAGGGUUUUUGAACGAAGGAAGGUUACAGAACACGAAUGGGAUACAAUGAAAACUUGAUCUGUUGUUUAAGGCCAUAGUUGUUAAUUUUAAGACUAAUUUUAUGCACGUGCCGGUCUCUAUAGCAAUCCAGGGAGAGCUUCUAAACUUGGGAUUGGAAGCUUCAUGUCUACGUUUGGCAGCAGGUGAGAAACUGCACCCAAGGAGCAGAUGGGGUUGUUUCAUGGGCUGCUGGCUGUACAGACCAAUCCAUCAGAACACACACUGCUAUUUCCCUUUGAGCUUUAAGGGGGGUCUGAGGAUGCCCCCAGAAAGUCAAUGGACUGAAUUGUACGUAAAGGACAUGAUUAAAUUUGGUUCCUUACUAUUUUUUAGGUUAACCAUGAGGAUUUGGGGCUCGAGUCCCCUGAUUUUGUGCCAGGGGAUACGCAUACAAGGAUUAUUAAUAGCAACCCGUGUGCUCAUUUUCCCAUUCUGUUCAUUGUAGAUUGGUUUGGUUCCCAUUGAUUUUUGUAGCUUGGCUUUGCUUCCAGUGCCUUCUGCUUGCCAGCCCCUGCCUGCCGCCUCUCCGUCCUCCCUUCUGCUCGUCUCCAGGCGCCUUGCAGUGCUGGUGUGCAGCCCAAGGCAGGCUGCAGUGUGGGCUGUGCCCCACGUCCUGCCUGUAAAUACUGGCCAAGCCUCGUGGCUUGGGGUGUAUUCUUGUAGUGAAGGUAUUUUGUCAAGGAGACCUUCUGUUCCUAAAUGGGGCAGCAGGGUGAUAUCCUGUACACGUUAUUGCUCUGGGGCUGUGUUCUGCACCACUUGCAUCCAGGCGUUGUAUCAAUCCUGCGUUGUGCCUCUGCAUGCAGCUGCAGUGCACUCAGCAUCCCCCGAGGGCUGUGACUGCGCUUCAGCCGAGCACUGUGAUACGUCCCUGCACACCGGAGCACCUGAACGUGUGCUUGAGCCAUAUUGACUCAUAACGAAGAUUUAAAUGCUGCAAAAGGGAGGAAAAACCACGACGGAACCUUGGUGAGUCCCACAGUGGACCUGGGAACCCCCUGCUGGCGGUGCUGCUCCGACGGCCGCGUUGUGCAGGGGGCUCCUCCAGGCCAUCAAAAGAACUGUAAAUCCAAGAGAAAAACAAGGACUUUUCAGGACGUUGAUGUGACCCUCCGUGCUGCUGUACCUGAUCAUGCCUGUUCUGUUAGUAUUUAAAGUCUCUUGUUCUACUGGAUGUGAAGUACGACUGUGUGUGUGCGCGCUCUGGUUCCAGCAUGAUGUAUCUGCACUGCGUACUGUAAUGGCACGUGGCCAUUACCCUGUAAAUAUGUACCAUGAAUAGAGAGGCUAUUUUUUGCAUGCUUUUGUACUCUAGAACCAGAAAGGAAAUGACAAUAAAGCCCACAGGAAUGAU